This is a messenger RNA of Brassica rapa (field mustard), 3220 nucleotides long. Its product is annotated as interactor of constitutive active ROPs 2, chloroplastic. The record is from RefSeq and is a predicted model, not a curated record. Lineage: Eukaryota; Viridiplantae; Streptophyta; Magnoliopsida; Brassicales; Brassicaceae.
ACGCCUUGUCGGCCUUUAGACAAAGCAAUAACAAAUUUCUAUUGAACUUUUUGUUAAUCGUGUUUUAGUUCUUUUGUAAUUAGGUGAUUCUAACAAUUGUUAAAGUUCAUCAAUUAAUGAAAAACUAUUAAAUGGCUAGUUAAAAAAAGUUUAAAAAACUGUUCUAAAAGUUUCUUUGAUACUGUAGUAAACAUGCCUUUUUCUUUGAAAAUUGUGGCAUUUUUUUUCCUAUGUUUGAUAAUCAGAUAGGUAUCAAGCUGUUUAAACUAGUUAGAACAUCUACAAUCAUCAACAUUUACUUAAAUCAUUUGAAUUAGUCAUAAAAAAUUGUUUAAGUUAUAUUACCUCCGUUUUAUUUUAAUUGUCGGUUUAGGUUUAUGCACACAAAUUAAAAAAUAUAUUUAGUAUCGUAUAUUUCUAAAAUAAAAAUAUUAUUAUCUAUACAUCUAACCAUAUUUCAAUCAAUAGAAAUUGUUAACAAAUUUUGCAUUAAAAUUAUAAAACUACACUUAUUUUAAAACAAAAAUUUUAUAUUACAACGAUAAUUAAACUGAAAUGUAGGAAAUAACGAAUUCUUCCAUUUACAUUCCCAAUUUUUUCUAACCCUAAAAAAUAAUACAAUUUCCUACUUUAAUAGUAGUAAAAGAACAUUAACCCGUGAUUUUUGUUGCAUGUAUAUAUUACAUUUUCAGUGUUUCAAAAAAAAGUGGUAUAUAAUAAAUUUUCGUCAUUAAGAAUUACCAAUAAACCUGAUAGGUUAAAUACAUUUACAUUAUUUUUUGUUUAUAUACAUGUGUGUAUAUAAGGUAUUCCUAACUUUUCAAUUACUGGAUAUAUGAAAUCACUUUUAAAUGAUUUAUCUCCAUUUGUUCAAAAAAAAAAUGAUUUAUCUCCAUAACAUAUUAAAUUAAUAAUAGUUCUACAUUUUACGGUUUUCUCAAAAGUCUCAACCACGUUUCAUAACAGAACUAUUUCGAUUUAUACUAAACCUUAAUUAUCCAUAACCUAACAUUAAUGUAACGUUCUUACGUGUACUUCUAGACAACUUAAAUCAUUCAAGAUCGGAAAGAGAACUGGGUAAAUAAAACAAAAGGUAUUGAAGGGGUAAAAUAAUAAUUUCAUAGAACUCUAUUUUUCUUCUCUCUUUCUCUUUCUGGAGUUUAAUUGUAACAGUUCACUGGAAAGAGAAAGAGACUUGGGUAAACGAGUAGAGAGUCCAGCGAGAGAACAACACUAGGGACAAAGAGAGAGGAAGAGGAAGAAGAUGAUGUCAGAAGCUCAUUUUGUCUGAAUAACAAAGUCUCUUGGAAGUUUGUUUGUGCGAAUCUUUCCAUUUCCUGGCAUCUCCGAUCUCUCUCUCUCUGUUCUUCAAGCAGUUCAGACCAGAAGAGGAAGCAGCUAAAAGCCACAGUUUUGUUUGCAGGUUUUUCUUCACAGGAGGUAUUUGACUAUAUCCAAAAGAGAGUGUCAAAGCAAUGCAGUCUCCAAAACCGAGGCCUAGAUCUUUGGAAGUGCCUCAGAAGAAGUCUCCUACAGCAUCUACUAAAACUGCUCGUAAGCUCAAAACCACAGAAACUAACCCAGUUUCAUCUCCCAACCCAAAAAUCAGGACACCAAAAGCUCAGAGCCCAAAAGUAGUUGCUGAUCGCUGUUCUCCAAGAACCCCUGUAAAUGAGAAGAAACGGACAGGGCGAACACCCAAAGUAGCAUCUCAGAUAUCUCAGCUGCAAGAGGAGCUAAAGAAGGCAAAGGAACAGCUAAGCGCUUCAGAAGCUUCAAAGAAAGAAGCUCAAGACGAAGCAAACGAGACAAAGCACCAGCUAAUGGAGAUCAACGCCUCCGAGGACUCAAGAAUCGACGAGCUCCGCAAACUCUCUCAAGAACGAGACAAAACAUGGCAGUCCGAACUCGAAGCAAUGCAGAGACAGCACGCCAUGGACUCCACCGCUCUAGCUUCUGCAAUGAGCGAAGUCCAGAAACUGAAAGCACAGCUGUCUGAAUCUGAGUCCCUUGAGAACUUGAGGAUGCUGUCUCUUGUUGAGGAACUCAGAGUGGAACUGUAUGACGCAAAGGAAGGAGAAGCUAGAGCUCACGAGAUUGUUUCAUCAACCGAAAAGCAGUUAGAGAUAGCUAACUUGACGCUCGAGAUGUUGCGUUCAGACGGGAUGAAGGUGUCUGAAGCUUGUAACGCUCUUACAACCGAGCUAGAGCAGUCCAAAUCCGAGGUGAAGUCGCUAGAGAAGCUCGUGAGACAGCUCGAGGAAGACUCAUCGUCAGUGGAAGAGCUCAAAGAAGAGAUAAACGUUGCGAGGGAUGAGAUUAGCCACCUGAAAUCUGCGGUGGAAGUGACUGAGAGAAGGUACCAAGAAGAGUAUGUGCAAAGCACGUUGCAGAUAAGAAGUGCUUAUGAAAGAGAGGCUGAGUUAGGGGAAGAACUGAAGGGAGCCAAAGGUGAAAGAGAGGCUUUGCAUGAGAGAUUGAUGGAUAAGGAAGCUAAGCUGAGGAUACUAGCUGAUGAAAACGAGUUACUCAACUUGAAAGUCAAAGAAACAGAAGGGCGUGGGGUUACAAGCGAACUCAAGAAGGUGGAAACUGAUCUGAUGGAGAAGGAGAUGGAGCUGCAGAGUGUAAUGUCCCAAAACGAGAGUCUAAGAAGCGAGAUGGAGAAGAUGCGGAGCGAGAAGAACAAGGCCUUAGAGAGGGUUGAGAGUCUGAAGGAGGAAGCGGACAAGAGUGUGAAGAGAGGUGAGAAAGCGAUGGAAGAGCUAGGGGCUGCUCAAGUCAGUAACACGGAGCUAGAAGGUGAGCUAAGGAGACUCAAGGUUCAGUGUGAUCAGUGGAGGAAAGCUGCAGAAGCAGCAGCUACUAUGAUCUCUGAUGGUAACAAGAACGGUAAUGGGAAGUACGUGGAGAGAACGGGGUCGCUGGAGAGUCCGUUGAGGAGGAACGUGAGAAUGUCUCCUUAUAUGGAUGAAACUGAUGAUGAUUUGUCUUCGCCGAAGAAGAAGAAUGGGAGUAUGCUUAAGAAGUUUGGUGUGCUACUGAAGAAGAGCCAGAAGUGAUAACUGAUUUAUGAAAAGAACUACCAUUGUUGUCUUUAUUGUUGUAAGCUUUGUUGUUGUUGUUGGUGCGAACUAUGUUCACUUCUUUUUCAUAUUGACUAAGCUCAAACUCUGAUCAAUGUUUUAUGUUUAUGAAUCUCAACUUUGUUGUUCCCAAA